CCGCCCGGCGCUGGCGCCGCCCGCAGCUCCCGCCGCCGCUGCCUAUUUUAGUCACGGCCGCGGCUCCGUGCCCGUCGUGGGACGCGCUGCCGGCAGCGCCGAGGAGCGGCAGCUCCAGGCUGUCCCUGUCCUGUCCCGGGCGGCCGGGAAACUUUUCCCAGGACGCGAGGCAGGUGUCUCCAAGAUGAAUACUACAGCAAUGAGCCCACUCACUGUUACCCCACUAGGUUUUGUUCCAGACUUUAAAAAUGCCACCCUUGAGCCUUUUAAUGAUACUGCAUGUGAAAACUGGAAAGAGAUUCAUCAUCUUGUUUUCCACGUGGCAAAUAUUUGCUUUGCAGUUGGACUGGUUAUUCCAACUACUUUGAAUCUUCAUAUGAUUUUUCUGCGAGGCCUGCUCACCAUAGGAUGUGCAUUGUUCAUCAUUUGGGCUACACUCUAUCGUUGUGCAUUGGACAUAAUGAUCUGGAACUCUGUGUUUUUGGUUGUCAACCUUUUACAUUUCAUAUACCUAGUGUAUAAAAGACGACCGAUCAAGAUAGAGAAGGAACUUAGCAGCCUCUACAAGAGAAUGUUUGAACCUCUCCAUGUGCCUCCAGAGCUCUUCCAAAGGCUAACUGGACAAUUCUGCAACAUUCAGACUUUAAAGACAGGGCAAGCCUAUGCAGCAGAAGAUAAAACAUCGGUUGAUGAUAGGCUAAGCAUCCUGCUGAAGGGGAAAAUGAAGGUGUCUUAUCGAGGGCAUUUUCUGCAUAAUAUUUACCCCUGUGCCUUUAUAGAUUCUCCUGAAUUUCGAUCAACACAGAUGAACCGGGGUGAGAAAUUCCAGGUCACUAUUAUUGCAGACGAUAACUGCAAGUUCCUGUGCUGGUCCAGGGAAAGGCUGACUUAUUUUCUAGAGUCUGAGCCAUUUCUUUAUGAGAUCUUCAAGUACCUUAUUGGCAAAGAUAUUACAAAUAAACUCUAUUCAUUGAACGACCCAACCUUAAAUGACAAGGCUUCAAAAAAGAUUGAUCGACAGCCUAGUCUCUGCUCUCAGCUGUCUGUGAUGCAGAUGAGAAACAGUAUGGCCAGUACCAGUGACAGCGAGGAUGGCUUGCAGAUGUUUCUUCGUGGGACUUCCUCUGCAUCCUCUCUUCGCCCAGGCCGAACAUCUCCCUACCUGAGAACUUCAGCAAAGAUGAAGCCAAUAGAAGAAAGUGUGGAAGAUGAUGUUUUUGAAGCACCAUCUGCUGAUAAGUUUGAACUCCAGCGGCUGCCUUAAACAGAUGUAUCCUCAGGUGUAUCAGAGCUUGCACAAAGCUCUGGUGCAAAAGGAAGAAGUUGAAUUUGGGAGGAAUCUGAAAGCUAAACCCACUCUCCAUGUUUGAAUUUACCACAGCAUCUGCCAGUGGCUUCUAGAUGGAAAUGUCACAUUUUAUUUUACUUCUAAAUAAAAUAAAUAAAACUUGUAUGGCUUUUUGUUUUCUUGA
Molecule: messenger RNA, 1472 nt
Organism: Lepidothrix coronata (blue-crowned manakin)
Lineage: Eukaryota; Metazoa; Chordata; Aves; Passeriformes; Pipridae
Gene: POPDC1
Product: blood vessel epicardial substance
Exons: 8
Coding region: 185-1264 (359 amino acids)
Cellular component (GO): sarcolemma
Molecular function (GO): cAMP binding
Source: RefSeq, a predicted model, not a curated record